Messenger RNA from Salvelinus fontinalis (brook trout), 2901 nucleotides. RefSeq names its product zinc finger MYM-type protein 1-like. Bases 714 to 1760 code for a protein of 348 amino acids. The transcript is spliced from 2 exons. NCBI's taxonomy places the organism in Eukaryota, Metazoa, Chordata, Actinopteri, Salmoniformes, Salmonidae. The record is from RefSeq and is a predicted model, not a curated record.
UAAUGUUGCAGGGUUCACACACUAGCUGAAUUUGCAGAGCUAACGCGCAAACUAAAGCAAACAUUAACUAUCAAGCUAGCUAGUACCUAUUCCAUUUAUGUGGCGUCGUCAAAGAUGGAAUAUUUGCUAUCGUCAGUUUAUUCCAAGAUUAGCAUGCAGCUGUAGUGCUUCAAAGUCCCUGUGAUAAGGUUAGCGAUAAACUGAAGUCCAAACUGAACAGAACUACACUCUCUUAUACCAUUGUCUUAAAUAUAUUUAAUGGUCUCGUUGCAAAAGCUAAAUUGUCGCUAGUGAUUUUUUAUUUUUUUUCACCUUUAUUUAACCAGGUAGCAAAGAUUAUAGCAAACACCACAGAAACGGAAUUGGUGCUCGCUAGCUUUGCAAAUUCAGCUAUUGUUGGAAGCUAGCCAAUAUGAAACAAACUAUGUUAAAAUUACAAAAGGUUGCAGCAUGUGUUGUGUAAAUGUGUGUGUGUGCAGCUAGACCGGCCAGCCAGGUAGAAAAAUGUCAGAAAAAAGUAAAAAGACGGACAUCAGAGUAUUUUUCAGUACACCAAAACGCAAAGUAAGAACUCUAGUAGCCUAAUAUCUCAAAGACGAGUUGAUAAAAUGUUCAUAAGAAAGAAGUGAAAUGCUAAUGGAAAUGUUUCACAAUGAUGUCAUUAGGCAGAGCAGGCAACAGAUGGCACACAGACAGCUGAGUUGGGGACAGAUAUGCAGGGACAGACUGGCAGAGACAGGGAGUCUCAGGAGUCAGACUGUGAGUCAGUGAGGGUGGUGAAAGGGAAAGAGCCAAGGAGAGAGACUUCAGAGGACAGUGUCACAGCCACGGCAGGACCAGGUGUCACCCUUGUUGCCAGCAGCACCAGUAUAGGGGACAGUGGCACAGCAUCGUCCAAUUACCUCAGUGAUGGCACAAAACCAUAUCAGCCACACCCACAAUUUAUAGAACCGCAAACUCUUGCCAACAGAGUGUUGACGUUUCAAGAGAGAUGGUUUCGCGAUUUCCCCUGGCUACAUUAUAAUCCAUCAAUAAAAGGAGUGUUGUGUUUUCACUGUAGCCAAGGGUUUUCAAGCCAGCCAUCUUUUGGCCAAAGAGCAGAUGCUGCCUUCAUUAGUGCAGGAUUUAGGAACUGGAGAAAAGCCAUUGAAAAAUUCACAGCACAUCAAAACUGCCAAACCCACCGCCACUUUGUAACUGUAACAGCACACCAGCUAAAUCCAAUCAGUGUCCAGUUAUCCAGCGCGUGGGGUAAACAGCAGGAGGACGCAAGGCAUUGCUUGAUGAAAAUUGUUAGUUCGGUGCGGCAUGUAGUAAGACAGGGACAAGCCUUUAGAGGCCACACGGAUGACAGUGGGAAUUUAUACCAGCUUUUGAAACUCAGGGCAGAAGAGGAUGAUCCCAUUUUACUGAAGUGGUUAACAGAGCGUACCACAAUGUACACAGGCCCCAAAGCACAGAAUGAAAUUCUGAACAUGGCCAAUACAGUCAUUCGAGGCAUUGCAGCUGAGAUUAGGUCUCUUCCGAUUGUACAAUUUUCAUUAAUUGUUGAUGGUACUCAAGAUGUCUCUGGUGCUGAACAGGAGAGUGUCUGUCUGCGUUAUGUUGACCAUGACCUUGUCCCUCACGAGGACUCGCCUGUUGUCUCCGACACCCUGUCUCUGGUAUGCAGGCUGCAGUCGAGUGUGUGCGGUCAUCUCUUAGGGGCAAGAGAAAUGACGAAAGCUACCUUGCACUGUAUGAGAAAGCAACAACUUUGAUUGACUCUAUUGAAUCCAUUGAAUCCAUUGAGACGCACUCAAGACGAUUUGCUGGCAAAGCAGUGGAUCACUAUAGGGCAGAAUUUUUUUAAGUGUUGGAUGGUGUGGAGGUUCAGUUUGGCGACCGUUUUGACCAGGACAGUCUAAACGUCCUGCAAAAGUUGGAAAGAGCGCUUCUCACGGGCGAGUUGGAUGAGUCUCUAGAUCAGUACCCUGAGCUGAACAUAGAUUCUCUUUCAGUGCAGAUCCCUCUCUUUCACAACAAAUACCCCUGUAGCAGCAGUUGAGAGGCAGCAGAGGUCCUCAGGAGGCUUCCAGUGGAGGUGCGGGGGUUGUUUGACCAAGUUGAGGUGCUGAUCAGAAUUUUGUUUGUGGUGCCAGUGUGUUCAUGUGAGGCUGAGAAGAGUUUCAGUGCACUCCGCAGGUUAAAGACUUGGCUACGGGCCAGCAUGGGCCAAGAGAGACUGAACGGCGUAGUUGUCUGUAAUGUACAUAAAGACAGGCUGGACAGUCUCAAGAGGGAAAAUAUCUGCCAGCAAUUUGUUGGAUCCAUUGAAACCCGCAAACAUAUGUUCGGUUCUUUUGUUCAGUAGUGUGUAUAGCAGUGGUUCUCAACCUUUUUUGGGUACUGGAACCCCUGCAUAUUUUGAGGCAAGGCAGGCAAGGUUUUGAGCGGUCCUCAGGGACCUCAACCCCCUCUAUAUUAUAUGUAAACUUACUGGAAACCUUGUGGUACUGAAUACGUUCAUUACACUUUAUUUUAUUUCACGGACACCUUGCAAUUAGUCCAUGGACCCCUGUUUGAGAACCCCUGGUGUAAUUGAUAUUUGUUAUUUUGUUUAGUAGUUUUCAGUUUUUAGUACAGGACAGUACACUUACAAAUUAUUAUUAUUAUUUCAUGUUAUUUUAUUUAAAAUUGCAUACUUUGUGUGACAUACUUGUCCAUAGCUGCUGUUUGAAGAGUUGAGACACUGACUGAAGGAUAUUUUGUUUGAUUUAUUUGGGUUUUUCAUUGAAGUAGUUCUUUUGCUUUUAGAACUGUACUUAUUUUAAGCUUUUUGUUCUUGUAAAGAUAUUGUAGUAGACUCAGGCCAGGUGCACAUAUUUAAUGACUAUAUAAAUGUAUCACAAAGUCAAAUUA